AUGGCUUUCGGAGUGCCAAUAUCAGUCUAUCUCUUAUUCAAAGCAAUGACAGCAUUGACUGAAGAGGCAGCCGUGACUGGAACACCUUCAAACACAACCCAGCAAAGUAACUGGACAGUUAACAAAACAGAAGCUGACUACACAGAAGGGCCCAUAGCCUUGAAGUUCUCACAUCCUUGCCUGGAAGACCACAAUAGUUACUGCAUCAAUGGUGUUUGUGCAUUCCACCAUGAGCUGGAAAAAGCCAUCUGCAGGUGUUUUACUGGUUAUACUGGAGAACGGUGUGAACACUUGACCUUAACUUCAUAUGCUGUGGAUUCUUAUGAAAAAUACAUUGCAAUUGGGAUUGGUGUUGGAUUAUUAUUAAGUGGUUUUCUUGCUAUUUUUUACUGCUACAUAACAAAGAGGUGUCUAAAAUUGAAAUCACCUUACAACAUCUGUUCUGGAGGAAGACCACUGUGAGGCCUUCGUAAGAAAUUUUCGUGAGGCAUGUAUAAAAAUCAGUGGGCCCCAAAUCAAAAUCUUCCAAUGAAACAACAAAACUUCCCAAGCUGACUGGACUCGAAAAUAAAGGAAGUUGGGAUCGUGAUGAAAUGAGAGAAUAAACUUCAAUGUUGGUCUUCAGACUUUGCCAUCGUUAGGGUGCCAUGGGA
Messenger RNA from Lynx canadensis (Canada lynx), 653 nucleotides. RefSeq names its product epithelial mitogen (gene EPGN). The coding region runs from base 1 to 462 and encodes 153 amino acids. NCBI's taxonomy places the organism in Eukaryota, Metazoa, Chordata, Mammalia, Carnivora, Felidae. The transcript has 5 exons. The record is from RefSeq and is a predicted model, not a curated record. Gene Ontology annotation, biological process: positive regulation of cell population proliferation; epidermal growth factor receptor signaling pathway; positive regulation of mitotic nuclear division.